Molecule: messenger RNA, 543 nt
Organism: Quercus robur (English oak)
Lineage: Eukaryota; Viridiplantae; Streptophyta; Magnoliopsida; Fagales; Fagaceae
Exons: 2
Coding region: 1-543 (180 amino acids)
Source: RefSeq, a predicted model, not a curated record
AUGUCAGUGGGCAGGUUCUCGAUGGAGCCAGACGAAAGGGAAUCCAAGAGAGCCAAAGUGAGGGCCACGCCAUUAAUCGGGUUCACGGAGGUCGACAAGCAAGGAACUAUUCAACCCCACGACGAUGCCUUAGUCAUCACACUCAGAAUAGGAGGUUAUGACGUGAAAAGGGUGUUAGUUGAUCAAGGCAGCGCCGUGGAGGAAGACCUGUCGCCAUACGAUUUCCCCCUGGUCAGCUUUGAAGGAAAACUCGUCAUCCCGAAAGGCAUGAUUAGGCUGCCUGUGCAAACAGACUCAGAUGUGGUAGAAGUGGACUUCAUUGUCGUAGAUGCAUACUCGCCCUUCAUAGCUAUUGUGGCCCGGCCGUGGCUUCAUGCACUGGGGGCUGUGUCUUCAACCUUGCACCAGAAAGUGAAGUAUCCGUCAGGAGGUCAAGUUAAAGAAAUAAUAGGGAAUCAAGGAAUGGCUAGGCAAUGCAUGGUGUCGGCAAUUUCACGACAAUCAAAUAAGGAACCUUCCACUUCAGCCGAGAGCGGCUUAUAG